This is a messenger RNA of Exaiptasia diaphana, 2248 nucleotides long. Its product is annotated as probable 4-coumarate--CoA ligase 3. The transcript has 7 exons. Bases 42 to 1646 code for a protein of 534 amino acids. Gene Ontology annotation, molecular function: CoA-ligase activity. The record is from RefSeq and is a predicted model, not a curated record. Lineage: Eukaryota; Metazoa; Cnidaria; Anthozoa; Actiniaria; Aiptasiidae.
AACAUCUCAAGUUCCAUCCCGGGUCUAUAGACUAAAGCAACAUGGCGAUUGUACGGAGCAAAUCCUCGGUGGUGAUUCCAGAAGAUGAGAAAUCUUUUCCUCGCUUUAUGCUCAAGAAAUUUGAGGAAUAUGGGAACAAUACUGCAAUAGUCGACAGUAAGUCAAACAGGUCAUACACCUACAGGCAACUAAUCUCACUCAUAAAGAAAUGUGGAUCUGGUUUACUACGUGCUGGUCUUAAACCAAGGGAAACCAUUGCACUUAUACUUCCCAACGUCCCAGAGUAUCCUAUCAUUGUGUAUGGUGCCACGUCUGUAGGAGUAAUAGUCACAACACUGAAUCCUUCGUACACUGUAGAUGAAUUUGUUUAUCAACUGAGAGAUUCUGAAGCAACACACGUUGUGACGAUUCCUCAAUUAAGCCAAAAAGUCAAAGAAGCAGCUUCAAAACUCAACAUAAAAAGUCUCUAUACCCUUGGUGAGGCUGAUGGCUUCAUGUCAAUGUCCACUUUGAUAUUUGGUGAUAAUGGAUCAUUGUUUCAGUUCUAUGAACCAAGAAACUGGAGAGAAGAGGUUCUCUAUCUACCCUAUUCCAGUGGCACCACUGGUCACCCGAAAGGAGUCAUGCUAACUCAUUUCAAUUUAAUAGCUCAUAAGUACCAGAUUUCUCAGGGUGGCCUAACUGUUAUACAGACCAGAGUGAUGCUUGGUUUAAUGCCCUUCUUUCAUAGCUAUGGUCUUGGUGUAAUGCUUGGUGCAGGAUUGUUUUUUGGAUAUAAUGUUGUGUGUAUCAAUGGUUUUGAACCUGCUUCAUUUUUAAAGGCUAUACAGGAUUAUAAGAUAUCGACUCUUACUAUUGUGCCACCAAUUGCAGUUUUCCUUGCAAAACAUCCUAUUGUUCUUAAGUAUGACUUAAAACAUGUGGAGGCUAUUUUGUGUGGUGCGGCUCCACUUGGAGAGGAUGCCAAUAUGCAAYUGAAGAGACGGUUUCCAAAAGUAAAAUUUAUCCGUCAAGGUUAUGGAAUGACAGAAACAUCCCCUUCCUUGAUGACACAACCUCCUGAUAAAGUCAAAAUAGGUUCUGUUGGAAUGCUACUGCCAAACAUAGAAGCCAAGGUGAUUAACCUUGAGACUGGAGCUCUACUUGGUCCUGGACAAGAUGGAGAGAUCUGUGUUAGAGGACCAAAUAUCAUGAAAGGAUAUCACAACAAACGUGAUGCAACCAUGACAACCAUUGACCAAGAUGGCUGGCUCCAUACUGGUGACAUUGGUCAUUAUGAUGAAGAUGAACAUUUCUUUAUUGUAGACCGAGUCAAAGAGCUUAUAAAAUAUAAAGGAUUUCAGGUCCCCCCAGCACAGAUAGAAGACAUUCUCCUCUCACAUCCUCAAAUAACAGAUGCAGCAGUAAUAGGGAUACCAAAUGAAGAAGCUGGCGAACUCCCCAAGGCAUUUGUGGUCACUAAAGCUAAGUUGACAGAACAAGAUAUCAUAGGAUUUGUUUCUAAGAAGGUAGCACCUCACAAGAAACUUAGGGGUGGAGUGGAAUUCGUGGAAAGCAUUCCUAAGAAUCCCAGUGGAAAGAUUUUAAGACGCCAGUUGAGAGAACAAGAGAAAAAGAAGUUGAAGUCAUUGAAACACAAACUAUAAACUAAUAACAGUACAGGACACUAUUGUGAUUUCUAGAGUUCCGUGCAACUGUACAAACUAAAUAGUUCUAUAUAGUUGUAUGUAGUAAAUCGUGCAUGCGGUACGCAAACGAAAUUGAAUUGAUACAAAUGAAGCAUUCAAUACCGUCUUGCUUCAGGUCCACUUUUAGUACAAAUUAGUACUACUUAGAUUUUGUACAGUUGCACAGAUUAAGUGCGUUCACUCUAUGAAGUCAUUAUUUGUAACAAAGGGAGCCAAGAACAUUGUGAAGUUGAGUUUGGGUAUCUGUGUUACAAACAUUUGAGAGUGCAGUCAUUUUUAAUACAAACUGACAAAGUUUUGAUACAGUCAUAUUAUUACUUGUAGAGUUUGAGGUCAAUGAAUUCUAGUUAGAUUUAAUACAUAGAUAAUAGUUCCUAAUAGUUUACAAUUAAAUUGAAUUUAUAUAGUCAAAAAUUUACAUUUUAACAAUCAAUUUUUUAGACAUCCAGAAAUAUAUACAUGUAUGGUUUAUUGUUAAUGUAUUUUCACAUAGUUUUUAUAUAUAGUCUGAAAAGAAAUAUAGGCUCUUUGCAGCAUGGUUCAGUGUCUGGCCAUUGCCC